AUGACAAAUCUGCUGCCGACACCGACUAAAUCGCAUUACCUCUUCAACCUGCGCGACUUUAGCCGCGUUAUCCAAGGCGUCACUUUGUCACUGCCGGAGACUAUGGACUCAUUGAACGCCAUGCGUCGGCUGUGGACACACGAGGUUUUCCGCGUCUACUACGACCGUCUCGUGGAUGAUAAGGAUCGUGCUUGGUUCUUCGAAUACGUCAAAUCUUCUGUGAAACAACACUUCGAGGUUGAUUUUGACCCGUUAUUUCAUCAUCUGGCCGGCGGUAAGGAGGAGGUGGGUCAGUGA
Molecule: messenger RNA, 297 nt
Organism: Protopolystoma xenopodis
Lineage: Eukaryota; Metazoa; Platyhelminthes; Monogenea; Polystomatidea; Polystomatidae
Source: the annotation of a GenBank genome assembly